Molecule: messenger RNA, 4249 nt
Organism: Belonocnema kinseyi
Lineage: Eukaryota; Metazoa; Arthropoda; Insecta; Hymenoptera; Cynipidae
Gene: dap
Exons: 2
Coding region: 901-1587 (228 amino acids)
Biological process (GO): regulation of cell cycle
Cellular component (GO): nucleus
Molecular function (GO): cyclin-dependent protein serine/threonine kinase inhibitor activity
Source: RefSeq, a predicted model, not a curated record
CAGAGAGCGCUUCCACCGUGUAGUACGGGUAUCUGUGCUUCUCCUUUUCGUGCUUCAAGCACGAAACUGGGCAAUCAGUAGUGUUCGACCGUUAAACGUACAAACUCAGGAGUCGGCGCCUCUCGGUGCGCCACUUGUCAGUGAAAGUUAGUUUCUCAGUUUUCAACGUGUUCAACAUCCUUGGAUUUUGCCGCGCAGCCACCUCCCAACCUCGUGUUAGGCUCAGCAUAUUGCUACUCGUGGGCCGUGUGCAAUAUCGUGAAAAAUCUGUGAAAACUUGACUUGUGAUUUCCCGCAAAAAAAAAAUUAAAAAAAAAAAGGAGAAAAAUCCACUUUAAUCUGUGCUUCGUCAUCCGUUCGACUUUCGAACCGCGUUUCUGCGCCUUUCGAUUUGAAUCAACCCGUCCUUCUCACGCAAGUGCGUGCGGCGUUGCCGGAUCAACACGUGACGAUAUUCAGUUUUCUAAUCGCUUUCUCGAUACCCAAGUGACUGAUAUUCGCGUGGAUUUUUCCGACGAAUUAAAUUUGGCGGUGUUUACGUCUCCAGAAUUGUACGAGUAAGAUAACAAGUGAGAGGCAAGAGAUUGCGCCUCCCAUUGCUCAACAGUGUUGCCGCACUUCUCAGCUCUCGAGACUUUCCACGAAUCUUCCAUCAAGACCUCGUUUAUCCCACAAAAAAGUGAUUCCCUCCAUAUUCUUGUUGUGAAAUAUCCGGAUUUUUAUUACUGUUAUCUCCUCAUUUUUGAGUAUCAAAAAUUCAGGAUUCUCGGUGGCAAAUGCAGUGUCAGAAGUUCGCGAGCCUGCUAGAAAAACUCGUGCUUCGAAAUUCAAACGUGGACAGGUUAUAACCUCAAAGUUGUACUUUUUUUUGGAGAAAUUGGUGAUUUUUGUGAGUGAAAUAUGAGCGCGAGAGUGCUUAAUCCGGCGAUGAUGACGGAAAUGGGCCGCAACCUUGGUGGUGCACGUGCAGCACCAAGCAGGGCAGCUCUGGCCAGAGUUCGAAGAGACCUGUUUGGGCCCGUGGACCACGCGGCGGCUCGCGCCCUCGCCGAAAAGGAGCUCAGGGCCCAAUCCAUCCUGGAUGCAGAAAGAUGGGGUUUUGACUUUCGCCUCGAAGUUCCAGUUCCUAAGGACAACGCACGUUACGAGUGGGAAGUCCUCUCUUCGCAAGAUGUGGUCCCGGAACCCUACGCGCUCCGAGGCAUGCCCUACUUGAGAAAUCAUGCGCCCGGAACGCCGAGGAAAUCAAGUUCGCCGAGGAGUGUUCACCAGGAGACGAAGAAGUUUGUAACAUCGACGCCGAUCGCGAGCUUCUCCGAGCAGGCCGAAAGAACUCCGCCCCAGGACAAUAGGGUUCCCGAGAUCGGUGAAACCACCCUCGAAAUCACUGAAGUCACGACCGAAAUCACAGAAAUUUGCUAUCCGAACUGCAUCCAGGAACCUGUCACCCGUGUCCUUAACAACAGUUCGAGAAAACAAAGUACCAUCACCGCAUUUAUGAAGAGUCGCAAACGCGCGAUAAUCACUACCAAGAUGCCUGAGCCACCCGAGAAGGUUGCCCGCAACGCAGGUCAAAUAAGAAGCUAAGCGGCGGCAAACAGCAGUAGCAGCGCGAGGUCCUUUGGCUGUGCCAUCAUUCACUUAGAUAUCCUCCUGACACAAGCGAGCGCGUCCACUCUCUCCCGAUGAAAAAUUCUUGUCUUGAAUCAAGAUUUUUCGAAAUCUUUUCUCGUUUUUUUUUUUUUUGAGAGACAAGUUUUUUUUUGUUUUUUUUUUUUUCGGGUGAGCAGUAGUCGAUUACGAGAGGAAGAUCGAGAGAGCAAAUCAGCGAACGCAUUUGUGUGUGAUUUCGGUGUAAGUGAGAGAAAAAGCUUUAGAUUUAAAAUCCCCUCCUCGAUUCAAUCGAGAUUAUUUUCUCGUCCUCUAGGUAGAAAAUACUGUUGUGUUUGGGUGUAAGUUGUGUCAAAAUUGAUUGUAAUAUAUAGUGUUUCCUUUCUUUUUUGGUCCCUCAAUCAGGAGUACUUUUUUUUUUACUAAAAAAAGGCAGAAAUGAAAUAUCAUCCAAUUGGUAAUUGUAGACACGCGCGCGAAUAUAUGAGAGUGUAUAUUCGAGAAGAGUAUAUCAUCGUCGAGAAGGACGUGCGAACGCAGAUUAGAUUAAGUAAUUGAAUAUAAGGCAAAGAAGAAGAAGAGUAUAUUAUUGUAUUUUUUAUCGCGUCUGCUCCUCCUGCUGGCCCAUGGAUUUUGGUCGAGAGUAGCGAUCACGGUGUUUUUAUUUGCCCCGAAGCCUGAUUUAUUAAUUAGGUGAAAGGAGACGUUUACGCGGGAACGGGAAUUGGGGGAAAGAAGGAAAGUGGGGUUUGAAAAAUUUUCCUAGUCUCGACGAUGCCUUGAUGAUAGACUUUUUUUUUUCCUUGAGAGCCUCGUCGAGAUAUUUGAAUCUGAUCGAAUUUAAAAUCAAAUUAUCGCGCCAGUCGCGACGUUUUUAACCUUGCGAUUGGCGCAAUGAGUUUGGAAAUUUUUACAACUAAAUUUGGUGAGAAAGAGUUGUCGGAAGUCGCGGGAGAUUUGGUGAGAAAUAAUAAGUGUCGCGGGCGUCUCAUUUUUCCUAGAUCUCUCAUCGAAUUGACUAAUUUUUCUCCCCUCAAAGCUGAUUUUGAAUUAAAUUCAAGAAAAAUAUGAUUGAAAAUUUGCCAAAAAAAAGUCUAUUUUUAUAAAUUUUUAUUUUAAAAAAUUUGAAGAAAAAAAAUCAUUGAAAAUCAAGUUUUAUUGUCUUUUUAAAAAAUUCACUUCUUUCGACCCGUUUCCGCCUAGAUUAUUUUGUUAUUGUUCUUUUUUUUUUUGUUCUUGUGAAAAUCAAUCGUGAGAAGUUCCUGGUGAAUUCGAAGAAGUCUUUUUUUUCUCUCUCUGGGCCGCAGUCUCAUGUGAAAAUGUUGUUUUUGCACUUUCCUUUGAAAAUAAUUUGAGCGUUUUUUUGGUUGUUGUUGGGAAACAGAAAAAAAAGGGACUUGUUUGAGUGACAGGCCAGAUGUUAAACGAAUCGAACGAAUGUUGGAACGUACUUCCUCUUUUUUUUUUGGUUUUUAAAAUCGUUUUGCGUUGCGCGAACAGAGAAAAUAAGGUCAAUCAAUUCUGUACAAAUUUCUUAAACAAAUCUGAUGAAAAAUAAAUUUCCAGAGUGCACUAUGCAACAAUUGUCUUAUGAUUUUUUUUACAAUAGUUGAAUACUUUUCGUGUGUCCCACUUAUGCAGUCUUUAAUGUUUAUUCCUAGAAUUCUGCCGUUAUUUCCAUGUGUUUCGCUACUUUCUUUUUUAUUGUUUUUUUUUUGUAUUAUUUUUGUUGUUUUGAGAUUAUAGUCCAAAAAUACGACUGGUGGUUACAAGCUAUUUUUUCAGGAUCGUCUCCCACGGCGGAUCGUAUAGAGUGCAGAACGGGAAAAAAUAGCCGGUGAGUUGGGGUAAAGUGUUGGGUAAUCAAAAAAAAAAAAAAAAAAAAAAAAAAUGAGAAACAUUUUGCAGUUUUUUCCUUUUUUUAAAAAAAAAACCAGCGGCUAUUUUUUCCUGUCUUGAAUAAAUAUCGUAGGAAAAUCGACGAGAGAAGGGAAGGCAGACGAAACUUAGAAAAUUGUAACACCUAUUUGAAUUAAACGAUUUUCCUGCAUUUCGUCGCAAUCCGUAUCACGCCGACUGUGACAAAAGACGAUCAAUAUUUCCCGCUGAACGUCGCUUUGCGCUCGAUUUCGGAAGUGAUUAGAAAAAACAACUUCCGGAAGUUGCGCGGAACGACGUCAUCGCGAAAAAGGUCGUCAAUAGGAAAUGAAAAAAAAUAGCAUAAAGCAAAAAAAAACUACGUCUUAUGUAACCCUGUGAUGUAUUAGUAUGAUCUCAGUAAACAUAACUUAGUGUGUAAUUUUUAAUGUGUAAUUAGAAUUAACCGAUAGCGUUACAUAGAGCAGAAUUUUGGAAACAGAGAGAUAUAUUAUUAUAAUAAUGUGGAGUGUGUGCAAGAGAUGGAGUGUGAGAAAAUAAAAUGAUUGAGAGAGAGAUUGAGUGCGAAUGAAUUACAAUGAUAAAUGUGGGGCAACAGAGCAAGCACCCAGUGAAUUUGGAGUUGCGCAUCGGAAAAUGUGUAACGACAAUAUUAUGUAUAAACUAUAAUAAUUUGUAAGAGAGUCUAAAAACACUAACAUAAAUAAGGAAAUUCGAUGCUAUUGUUUAGUAUAAAGUUUAUUAAAAAAGAUGAACAUAA